GCCAGUGUGCACUCUGCCCCAGCAACGAUGGGCAACUGGGUGGUGAACGAGGGACUCUCCAUCUUUGUCAUUCUUGUGUGGCUGGGGUUAAAUGCCUUCCUCUUUUGGUGGUACUACAGAGUAUAUGAUGUUCCAGACAAAUACUACUAUAGCAGACAGCUUCUUGGGUCUGCUUUGGCUUGGGCACGAGCACCUGCAGCCUGUUUGAAUUUCAACUGCUUGCUGAUUCUGCUGCCAGUCUGUCGAAACCUGCUCUCCUUCCUCAGAGGAUCCAGUGCGUGCUGCUCAACCCGUAUCCGGAGACAGCUAGACAGGAACCUCACGUUUCACAAAAUGGUGGCUUGGAUGAUUGCCCUUCAUACUGCCAUACACACCAUCGCACAUUUAUUUAAUGUAGAGAGGUGUGUGGAUGCACGUGUUGAAGCAAAAGGAACUAUUCAAGCUGCUCUCUCUGAUCUUGGUGACAAGUCAGGAGAAACCUACCUGAAUUUUGUCCGAAAAAAAAUCUCGAACCCCGAAGGUGGCCUAUACGUAGCUUUCACAUACUUGGCAGGUCUCAGUGGUGUCAUCAUUACAUUGGCCCUUAUAUUAAUCAUCACAUCAUCCACUAAAACCAUUCGAAGGUCCUAUUUUGAAGUAUUUUGGUACACACACCAUCUCUUUGUCAUCUUCUUUAUUGGACUUGUCAUUCAUGGAGCUGGCCGUAUUGUACGUGGACAGACAGAUGAGAGCUUGAAACAGCAUAAUCCAAAUAAAUGUGACAAGAACUUCACUCAGUGGGGAAAAAUAAGUUCAUGUCCUAUCCCUCAGUUUGCUGGAAAUCCUCCUAUGACAUGGAAGUGGGUAGUGGUUCCUAUGAUUUUGUACUUCUUUGAGAGAUUGGUGCGAUUUUGGCGAUCACAGCAGAAGGUUGUAAUCACAAAGGUGGUCAAUCAUCCCUUCAAAACAUUUGAGCUUCAGAUGAUGAAAAAGGGAUUCAAGAUGGAAGUUGGCCAGUACAUUUUUGUUCAAUGUCCCACAGUGUCUCAUCUGGAGUGGCACCCUUUCACACUGACUUCUGCCCCUGAAGAGGAUUACUUCAGCAUUCACAUCCGUAUUGUAGGAGACUGGACAGAGGGCUUGUCCAAUGCCUGUGGAUGUGACAAACAAGAAUUUCAAGAAGCAUGGAAAUUGCCAAAGAUUCUUGUGGAUGGCCCAUUUGGCACAGCUAGUGAAGAUGUAUUCAGUUAUGAAACUGUGAUGCUGGUUGGAGCUGGAAUAGGGGUCACCCCAUUUGCAUCGAUACUCAAGUCUGUCUGGUACAAAUACUGCAGUGAUGCAACCAGUCUAAGACUCAAGAAGAUCUAUUUUUACUGGCUCUGCAGAGACACUCAUGCCUUUGAAUGGUUUGCUGACCUCUUGCAAUCCCUGGAGAAUCAAAUGCAGGAGAGGGACAAUGCACAGUUUCUCAGUUACAACAUCUACCUAACAGGCUGGGAUGAAUCUCAGGCCACUCAUUUUACAGUACACCAUGAUGAAGAGAAAGAUGUGAUUACGGGUCUGAAACAGAAGACCUUGUAUGGCAGACCCAACUGGGAAAAUGAGUUCAAAACCAUUGCAAGUCAGCACCCAAGUUCCAGAGUAGGCGUUUUCCUCUGUGGACCGGAAGCCCUGGCUGAAACACUCAAUAAGCAGUGUAUCAACAACUCGGAUGCUGAUCCACGAGGAGUACACUUCAUUUUUAACAAGGAAAACUUUUAACUCACUGGCCUUGACAGGAUACUGGAAUAGCUAAAUCCAAAAGCUAAAGAGCUUGUUUCUUUUUCUGUUGGAGUUUGGAGAUUAUGGACUGGAUUCUGAUCUCAGUUACACUAAUGUUAAGCCGUUUGCUUCAGUGGAAUUGCCCUGGAUUUACACUGGUGUAACUUUGGCCUUGGGUCUAUUUGCAUGGGCCUCCACAUUCUGAGCAAUUUAGCAGAAAUCUAUUCUUUGUGAGGUUUGUCUUAACUAACUAUCUUUAGCUUCCUGUCAUUUGUAGUGACUUCCUCAGGCUAUCGAUAGAGGUUGCAUUGUGGGGAGCCAGUUUACACUGAUAAUAGUUUAAUCCUAUGAAACAAAAAAGUGUGUUAGCGUAAUGCUUGCUAUUUAACAUGCAGAUUAUUUUGGCUGCAGGGAUUUUCUGGAAGAAAGCAGAAUUUGGGGAGGGAUGAAUGAGAUUUAGGCUAUGUCUGCACUACAGAUUACUUUGGUACAAUUUAUGUGGCUCAGAGGUGUGAAUAAUCCACACUCCUAAGCCAGUGGUUUUCAAACUUCUUUCU
This is a messenger RNA of Mauremys mutica (yellowpond turtle), 2297 nucleotides long. It is a transcript of the gene CYBB, whose product is annotated as cytochrome b-245 heavy chain. The record is from RefSeq and is a predicted model, not a curated record. The transcript has 13 exons. Gene Ontology annotation, cellular component: plasma membrane; NADPH oxidase complex. Gene Ontology annotation, biological process: defense response; superoxide anion generation. The coding region runs from base 28 to 1740 and encodes 570 amino acids. Lineage: Eukaryota; Metazoa; Chordata; Testudines; Geoemydidae. Gene Ontology annotation, molecular function: superoxide-generating NAD(P)H oxidase activity.